AUGCAUUUAGUUCAUUCGAAUGAUUCAUCAAUUCCAUCGGAUGAUUGGAAACCACCUUUUGUUACUUUAGAAACAUCAAUGGGAAAAAUGAUUGUUGAACUUUAUUGGGAUCAUGCACCAAAUACUUGUCGAAAUUUUGCUGAAUUAGCUCGACGUGGUUAUUACAAUCAAACAAAAUUACAUCGAGUUGUAAAAGAUUUCAUCGUUCAAGGUGGAGAUCCAACUGGAACAGGAAGAGGAGGAGCAUCUAUUUAUGGAAAAUAUUUUAAUGAUGAAAUUACUCCUCUGUUAAAACAUACAGGUGCUGGAAUUUUAUCUAUGGCCAAUGCAGGUCCCAACACAAAUGGUUCGCAAUUCUUCAUUACUUUAGCACCUGCACAAUCUUUAGAUAAAUUACAUACAAUUUUUGGACGUCUUCAUUCAGGUAUUCAUGUUUUACAAAAGAUUUCAAUGAUUCAAACAACAGAGAAUGAUCGACCAAUUGAUGAUAUUACACUUUUAAGAGCUUAUAUUACAGAAACUGAUUAA
Molecule: messenger RNA, 528 nt
Organism: Adineta ricciae
Lineage: Eukaryota; Metazoa; Rotifera; Eurotatoria; Adinetida; Adinetidae
Source: the annotation of a GenBank genome assembly